Molecule: messenger RNA, 181 nt
Organism: Symbiodinium sp. CCMP2456
Lineage: Eukaryota; Dinophyceae; Suessiales; Symbiodiniaceae
Source: the annotation of a GenBank genome assembly
GGUGAAGAACGCGGAUGUGACUGCCCUACCCAACGAGACAUUGGUGGAGGCACUGGUGCCUGGCGUUUGGGGACCACUCAUCGAUCAGUUCUUUCAGGUGCCCCAGGGCUUGGGUGUAGGAACAUCGCACUUCUCCGUAUACCUAGGACAGUUCUCCAAGACGUACGUGACCUCCUCCUCA